This is a messenger RNA of Hypoxylon fragiforme, 3287 nucleotides long. RefSeq lists its product as uncharacterized. Lineage: Eukaryota; Fungi; Ascomycota; Sordariomycetes; Xylariales; Hypoxylaceae. The transcript is spliced from 6 exons. The coding region runs from base 735 to 2954 and encodes 739 amino acids. Gene Ontology annotation, cellular component: mRNA cleavage and polyadenylation specificity factor complex. The record is from RefSeq and is a predicted model, not a curated record.
GAGAGCUCCAAGCUUUGUUCAUUGUUCUUUUUUAGCACAUUUUAAUGUUAUAAACUUGCAACACCUUCGUUUUGAUCUUGCUCAGGUCAAGACCUUUCUAGUCGCUGCAAUUGAUCAUUCAAUUCAAUUUCUCAAUUUCUUUCCUUCUUUUUUUUCUUUCAUACUAAUUAAUGAAACGACGAAGUAACUACACCUCAAGUUAAUUCAGGUCUGCUUUACAUCAACCACCACAUCACAGCAGCCCGAUAAUUAAUUAGAUUUAUUAACUUCCAAGACUCCAGACCUGAAGAACAAGCAAAGGGGACCCUUCAAUCACUCACUGGCGCGGGUUUUGGUGUAGAAGAUGAUGCUAGCUAACCCCCGGUGAUCAUCCAGCAAAUUGACAUCACCAUACACGAACACCUAUAAUUCUUAGGUAGACGACGCGACACACCACACCACGACACGGCACGGCACGUCGCAACAACUUUUACCUCAACUCUUUUCACCUCUUCCCUAACUGCACUCAAUCCCUUUCUUUCGUACUGCUAUCUGAUACGCAUGAUCUCUUGCGACGCCUUCUUUUCCCUACAAUUAAAGAACUGCCGUCACUUUUAUAUAUCUAAACUUGGCAGUCUGCACCGGACACUGCGCCAGCCUGUGUCUAGAUUCUAGAUUCUCGACUCUACCUAUAGACAACAUUGAACUUACAUACUUUAGUACUUACCUACUAGUAGGUAGGUAGUUGAUUCACCAUGACAACAGCACAGCUCUCCGUGCAGGACCAGAUCAAGCAGCUAGAAGGUGCGCGCAAGCUUGUUCUGGGUAAUGCUAGCUAUUAUACCCAGGUUAUUCAAGCUACACUCCCUAUUAUAGGCCCCUCAGCACAAGUUGAGUUCCGACGAUGGGGCGCAGAAUUUCUUGCUGAAGCAUUCGCGACACCUGCUAUCGCACCUGGCCAGAAGGAGACUUUGUCUCUAGUAGUCCUCGAAACUCUCCGCCUGCUAGUCGAGGACCCCGACCAAGACAUCUUGGUCCUGAGAAGUGUUAUUCAAACUGCUGCUAGCAUCUACCCACUGGCUCUAAGAUGGAUUAUAAAUAACUCGUACGACACACAUACAUGGGAACGAAUGACAGCUAUCAAAUCGAGAAUCCUGCGCAUCUGGGAUACUGCACCAUCGACUGUACGAAUAUGCUGUAUCAAGUUCGUUCAACGGGUAGUGCUUGCACAGACGCAAAGUGUAAACCCAGAACCAAGGCGUGGCGAUGUGCUCGAUAUAUCACUUGCUAUGAUCCCGCCGAACCACCCCGUUCUCGACCCCCCAAAACUCGAGGCUGAGGCAACAGCCCUCCUAGAUAGAAUGCUCGGGAUUCUACAAGAUAACAGCAGUGAUGCUCUAGUUGUCGAUGCUACCUUGAAUACACUCUCUAUCCUUAUCCGCAACAGACCGGCUACUUCCAAUAGGAUUCUCAACAUCGUCCUCAACUUCAAUCCUCUAAAACUUGCCAACUCACCCAUGACACCAAAGAUAAAAGUUCUAGUCAAGUCGAUGGAGAAGACAACACGAAUGUUACUCAUGCAUCUGUCUAGGCGUAACCCACAACACCCACUAACCGGCCGCAUACAACAAUACAUUGAACGGCUUAUGCGCUCUCGAGCUGAAAUUUUCGACGAAGGGACUCGAAAGCGGGCUAUGGUAGAGCAGCAAGUCAAUGGCGUAGAUGCUAAGCGCCAACGAACAGGACCUGUACCGUCCCAUCCUCAGAUUGAGAUAACCCCGUUGAAGCCCGGACCUCAUACGUUGGCGGAUCUCUUCACGUUUACUAGCAAUGAUGGAUUGAAGAGCUUUAAUGUCAGCGAGAAUGUCCCGGCACCCCUUGCCGCCAGAAUCAGCGUUACCACUAUAUCGCGUAUAGAUCCCCAGUUACUAGAACGGGCUAUUCAGGGCGUUCGAGACCGCUUAGCAGUUCUACAAGAGGCUCACAAAGAACCGAUCAAUCCCGAGACGGCACCCCUCGAUGUUGAGGAGGAUGAGGACGACUACGAGCCAGACUAUUAUGCCGGGGAAGAUACGGAACAGAUCCUGAAUAAGCUCGACUCUUCACUGCCAGAAGAACCACGUGAGCUGGCGAAGCCUGCCUUAGGUGGACUUGCAUUGCCUACAUUCCGAUUACCACCGCCCCCUACACUAAACGCGGACCAGGCUGCAAAGGUCGGCCAAGGCUCGAUUGCAAGAGUGUUCGGCACAAUGCGAACUCUUGAAGACCCUGCCGUCAAGAAAUCUAAGGCUGGCAUGAACAGGCUUGCAGCUAGCUCGUACGACCGAGAUUCGUGGAUCACGGUGAUAAGUCGACUCGCUACCCGCGCGAAUGCCGGACUUGAUGAUAUCACGGAUGAAGACGAUGACAGCCAGGUGACUUUUACUGGCGUUCGACUUAGUGAUGUCAUUCGAGAGCAAUUGUUCAACUACGUCCUCGAGGACUUCCGCAAGCGUAUCGAGGUAGCUGUGUCGUGGCUGAGCGAGGAGUGGUAUAACGACAAGGUACAGCGGCAAUCAGCGGCAGCGGCGCCGGUCCCGCGUAGCGUUCCAGCGCACUACGAGAAAUGGACGCUGCGUCUUCUGGAUGGAUUCAUCCCUUACUUGCAUUCACAAGAUAAAGUCUUGACACGGUUCCUUAGUGAGCUACCGGAACUCAAUACUAGUAUCUUUUCACGAGUAAAGACAUUAUGUCGAGACCCGAGCUUGGUAAAUCUUGCUCUUACGACGCUGUACUACUUGGUGAUAAUGCGACCCCCAGUAAGGGAUCUUUCACUGGAUACCAUCCAGGAUAUCUGGACGGACUACGAAGAUGCGAGACCAAUGGCGACAAAAUACCUGCAGCGAUGGCGACUUGGCUUUUUAGAAGGAGCCCAGCAAGCUCUCGCCGGGAACGUAACACCUAAUGGGGCUGGUGUGGGCUCGGUAGCUACGUGAUCCUACCUCCCCCUUUGUUGAGAAUGAUUUUGCUAGGAAUGGAAGGGGAAAAAGAUUAUGUUAUUAAUACCCGGGGGGAGAAAACAACGAUAGGUGAAAAUAUGAUGCUCAUGGGAUCUUGCAACUGCAUCUGCCGGUGGGUGAAUAGGAGGGCGUUUCGGAAAAUGUCAAUAGGUCCAAAGGGUCAAUUUAGGAGUGUAAUAUCGCUUGGGUGCGCACGGCAUUGAGGGAUGACGACUCUGGCACAGCUUGCCUGGGUGAAUAAUGAAUUAUCGGAUACCCUGUGAUAAUGGUUAUCUAGCAUAGCUAGAAAUAUCAAUACUUCGAUUGUAA